Molecule: messenger RNA, 4747 nt
Organism: Cimex lectularius (bed bug)
Lineage: Eukaryota; Metazoa; Arthropoda; Insecta; Hemiptera; Cimicidae
Product: mucin-17
Exons: 10
Molecular function (GO): serine-type endopeptidase inhibitor activity
Source: RefSeq, a predicted model, not a curated record
CUUCCUUGUGUGCACAUCCUUCCAUCUCCCCCCUUACGCGAAGUCCCAUUGGCUUAUAUCGGCGAACUUGACAGAACUGAGAAACCGGUGAAGAUGGGUGGUCGGGUGGUGUGGUUAGCCUGGUGCUUCGCACUCGGCGCUGCACUUCCGGUCGAGGUGCCAAAGCCCCAAGAGGACACUUCCCAAGACAGAAAGCUCCUCGGGUCAAGUGUUGUGACUUCAGUUUCUGUGAUAAUGGACCACGGUAACGGGACGAAAACAUACAUAACCGAUGCGGAAUCUCCUACGAUCGCAAGGCCGGAUGUGGUCGGCACACCUGGAACCCUCAUGGCGCCGGACAGGUACGAGUUCUAUUCAUUCGGAAAAGACGGAGAACUUGUUAAGAAGUUUAUGAGCUUGGAUGAAAUCCAGGGAUUGAUCGCUGGAGGGGACGAAUUGGGAUCCAGCGAAGAAGGACUUCCGAUUUACUACAACGAACCCCUUAUUCAAGCCGGCGAACCUGAAGGGGUUUCCAAGGUAUUGGAGAGCGUACAGAAUGUGCUGAAAGGAGAGCUACAAGCUGCUGGUACCCCCGAUAGAAUCGACGUUCCCCAUUUACCUGACGAUUCCUGGUCCAUGCUAUUAACAGGUUUGAUGAAUAGUGAAGAAGACAUGAAGGAGCAACAUGUUAAAAACUCUUCUCCAAUUACAACCAGGCCAACAACUACAGAUCCUUCGUUUACUAAACCGACAACUCAGUUUUAUAAAACGACCGAACGGGUUAAGACAACAACGACGCCCCGUGUGACUUCCUAUCGGCCGCAUUUGCACACAACCCUUGGGCAAAAAGCAUCCUCGACUCCAAAGCCAAUUUCCUAUUUUAAUAAUAAUCAACAAAUUCAUCAGAUAUCAAAGAAGCCAACAUCGACUGUAAAGUACAGUGCUCACUACACGACGCCCCCGCCAAAUUACUUCCAUAAAACAUCCCAGACGACGAAGCACUCGAACGUGAAAAAACCAACUAAAAUGCCGCCCAUCACAACCACUCAUUUUUCGGUCACCAAAGAAACAGAAGAUAUGAUCAGACUUCCUGAAAAAACGAGGCCAAGUGGAAUUCCGACGAUAAUACAUUAUUUGCCUAUUCAGAGCGUCGGUCCUUCCGAUGCGCCUGCACCUAAUACUACAACGUAUCGACCGGCACAGCAUACGCUCAAAACGAAUACUAGUCAAACUCCAGUAUUAGAAACGACAACAACAACGAGUACAAAACCGAGCACAACAGCUCUAAAUAAAAUUAAGGUUUCAGUCACGCCAACUACCCACGAGCCGACUACUUUGAAACAUUCAACGCCAGCAGUCAGGCCUGUCGUAACACCGACUACUACAACAACGGCUGCAUCUACACAAAAGAUUUUAUCAACGACGAGAAAACCGAUCUCAACGACGAUAGCUACAACAACCACUCAGAAGCCGACAAUAACGACGGUGGCAUAUAAAACUACUUUGAAAAAUUCGACUACACCUUCAUCGCUGAAUGCAUUCACAAAAGUUCAUCUUUCCACUCCAAAGCCUACCGAAUCCAAUUUGAUUCCCAAACCGGAAAAAUUUGUCCAAAAGAUCCCACAAGCGAACCUCCAAGCAGAGAGUAGUAAUGUCGAAUCGGUGAAUGUACAAAUCCCUACAACGUACCGACCUUCUCAUAACAAAUUCAAUUCCACAAUUAGACCCUUAAGUCAGAGUACUGGCCACAAGAGCACAGUCAGAUCGACAACCCCCGUUCCAAUCGUCCAAUUUAAAAAUACAGAAACACCAGUGAGCACUCACAAGCCUGUAGUUGUAACAAUGAGGAAUACACAGACACCUACGACCAUGCCUAUGAUAUCUACAUGGUCACAAGUGUCCUUAUCGACAACUGAGCAUCCUAAAAAGUCCGAUACAACCCAGUCAAGCAUUAAAUUUACAACACCGAGUAUGAAACCGUCAACGACCUCUCGUUUGACAACUACGACUAGUACGACCACAACGACACCUACAACUACAACAACUAAACCGACAACAACAAAAGCGACAACGACUAAACCGACAACAACCCAAGCGACAACGACUAAACCGACAACAACUAAACCUGCAACAACAAAAGCGACAACUAAGCCGACAACAACUAAACCGACAACAACGAAACCAACUACAACGAAACCUACAACAAUGAAAUUGACCACAGUGACGGAACCUCCAUUUCAUACGACAGAAAGUAUGACUACAACCCAAGAGACGACAUUGCCUCAAGAGAUGACAACAAAAAGAAUGCCGGUGGAAGAAAUUCCUUUAAAAAUUUAUGAAAGUCUUAAAGAUCACGAGGCAAAUGUUUUCGACUUAACAUCUUUGUCAGAUAUGACGACGGUCAAAAUGUCAACAACACCAGUACCUGAAUCAACAAAUGCUGAUUUUACCACGGCUGAGAGUACUACGUUCGAUACAAAAACUACAUUGGAUACGCAAACAACUAUGACAGAAAAAGAGCUUCAAGCGUCAGAGAGUCAAAUUUUGAACCAGACACAACUUAGGACUAAUGUUCAAAUUACCACUACGACACAGGACUCAAGUACUUUCCCAUCAACGACUUAUAUGACUACAAUACAGCAAAAUACAGAAACUACAACACCCACGGCCACGACUCUUUACAAAGAUCAGGUUUUAGAAGACGGCAUUUCAGCGGUGACCAAUAUCCUUCUGGACGGGAUACAAAACUCAUUUUUAAGAGAGAAUUCAUCCUUCGUCCCAAUAGGUUCCAGCACGGAGGAAAUUUUGUCUACUACAGAAUUUCAAACCACGCCAGAAGAACCUUCGACAACGAAUGAAAAACUAGAAACAAGGACAGUCGAAGAUCAUUCUGAGGUGGAAGAACUGACAACGGAAAAAUUAAAAACCACCACGUUAACGACUACGAGAAAAACGACUAAAAUGACGACCACUGAGAAAGCAAUGUUUGCCACCACCGCUAAAUCAGGUCUAGCGGCCAAGUUCAAAACAGAUCUGAAGAAAGAAACCAAACCGACCAAACCGAUCACCCCGACAAAAGAAAGUAAACUCAAUCCGGACACACCAGAAGAAAUCGAACGGAAGAAGAAUCAAAAGGUAAAAGAAGAAAAUUCUGCGACUACCACAGCUGCGACAACUCCCACCGCCAAGACUGAAAUGCUUCAGGAAAAGGUCAAACUGCAGGAAGUCGAAAGGCCCAACAGAUUUGCUGUAAAGAAGCCUGUCUAUCAGGCGUUAGAUGCCCUGCAGCCGCCUGCGGCAAUCGACCUCCACCCGGCGCCAUAUGAAUCUAUGGGGCUUGAAGCCUCAACGGCAUUCCUUGGAGAGGACAUCCGACGGUUUGCGGAUCUGUGCAACGAGCUGGGUUUUCGGUUGUGGACCUCAAUGACCGGAAAGGGCCAAAUCGCAUCCAGGAGCAUCGUCAUGUCCCCUUUUGCAGCCACAUCACUCCUUGCAAUGGUCUUCCUUGGCGCACGUGGUGCCACCUCCGGCCAGAUGAACGACAUCCUGCGACUCGACGACAUGGUCACGUUCAACCCACAUCAAGUAUUUCAAAAUGUAACCGAUUCCGUCAUUAACUCUAAAAACUAUGGUGUCGCUACGGCCGCUUUCGUCAGACAGCUAUACAGCGAUAAGGCAAAAGGGAAAAUUUUGGAUUUCUACAAAGAGAGGGUCCAACAGUAUUAUCAAGGGCACGUGGAAGAAAUCAACUUCAAUGGUGUCGGCGACAUUGUGAGAAGACGUACAAACCUUCUUGUAAAGAGACAGACUCUCGGAAAGGUGCCGGAAUACCUUCGCGGGUCUAGCUUGACUAUGAGACCUCCUCUCGCUGCAUUCAGCGCUAACAUCUUUCAGACGGAUUGUGAACUUGGAUCGACAGAAGGCAGGGACGGUGAAAUGUACUUCGUGGUCCGUCCUUCGACGAGACAGAGGCGGUUGGUUCCCGUCCCAGCAGUAGUCUGGCGUACCGGUUUCCUCGCAGGUUACGAACCGAGUCUGGACGCUACUUCAGUAUGCUUGGGUGCCGAAUCGAUCGUAUCGACAAUCCUCGUCCUACCAGGUCAGCAGGGACAAGUGGCCCCUGGCGAUGGUCUCGCCCGACUCGAACAGAGGCUUAUAGAGACUUCGUACAGAAGGGGUGGUUGGUCCAGGCUGCUCAGGAGCCUCCUGCCGAGGCCGGGAAUGGAGUUGCAAAUCCCUAGAUUUUCCCACAGGAGCGUGCUCAACGUGACCGCCGCACUUGUCAGGAUGGGGCUGAAAGAUCUGUUCGAAAACAAAGCGGACUUACGCGGUUUGAACGGCCUAUCCAACGACCUCCACCUCUCCGACAUGGUACAAAUCAACACGUUCAGCACUUGCGGCGAAGAGACCAUAGGAGCGAGGCAUCACGUCGAGACCUAUCCGGCUUCUCCGCAGCGAAUGGGGAGAGAAGAACCCGAGUACUACCCUCCCAGAGACUUCGACAACUUUUAUAGCGAUAUCCCGUUACCUCUCAGGCCGAGACAAGCGAGGCUACCAGACGCCCCGAGGCUCAGGUUCGACCGGCCCUUCUUGUACAUGGUCAGGCAUAACCCGUCAGGGAUGAUACUACAUAUGGGGAGGUUCAAUCCCCGGCUCCUCCCUUGAAAUAGAAUCUAAGAUUUUGUGAUACUUCCCAUCAGUUUUAGUCUCUUAAUAUUUAAUAAUGUAACGUAGAUUACAUAAUAGAAAACAAACUGAGCUUUAAUAU